Emiliania huxleyi CCMP1516 is the source of this 2024-nucleotide messenger RNA. RefSeq lists its product as hypothetical. Lineage: Eukaryota; Haptophyta; Isochrysidales; Noelaerhabdaceae. The coding region runs from base 251 to 1786 and encodes 511 amino acids. The record is from RefSeq and is a predicted model, not a curated record. Gene Ontology annotation, biological process: trehalose biosynthetic process. The transcript is spliced from 13 exons. Gene Ontology annotation, molecular function: trehalose-phosphatase activity.
GUCGACGGAGUGGGCCUGCCCGCUUGAGCCGGUCGAGCCAAACAACGACUGGAAGGCGUCUAUCAAGCCGGUGCUCAAGUACUUUGAGGAGCGCACGCCCGGCUCCAUCACCGAGUCGCAAGAGCACACGCUGACCUGGCACUACCGCGACUCGGAUGAGGACUUUGGCGAGAUCCAGGCCUCCGACUUGCAGCUCCACCUCAAAGAGGUGCUCGGCAACCAGCCCGUCGAGGUCUUCCUCGACUCGAAGAUGGUGCAGCUGCGCCCGUACGGCGUCUCGAAGGGCGCGGCGCUCGAGGCGGUGCUGGAGGCGUGCACGCUCGGCCCGCGCGACCUCGCGUCCGUCCCGUCGACGCGGAGGGAGCGGACGGAUGACACCACGGCGCGGCUGGAGCGCGAGUCAAACACCUCUUCGCUGCACGAGCUGUCGGAGGACCUCGCCACGGCCGCCGCCGCCGCCGAGGCGCCGCUGACGCAGGAGGCGCUCGCCGCCGCCGCGGGCGCCGCCGAGCGCCUCCCCCUGGACUUCGUGCUCUGCCUCGGCGCGCACUCGAUGCGAGACGAGGACCUGUUCGGCGGCCUGCUGCCCAAGGAGGGGGAGGACCGCGAGGAGUACAUGGAGCACCUCCCCGCGGACGCCAAGCACGUGUGGACUUGCCGGGUGGGGAGGCAGCCAAGCCAAGCCCGCCACUACGUCGACGACGAGCGGGAGGCGGCGGCGCUGCUCGCGCAGCUGGGCGCGGCCACCCGCAUCGGGCAGGAGAAGGAGCGCGAGCAGGCGGCCGUGCAGCUGCAGCUGGACGAGGCGGCCGCCGCGUCCAUCGACGGCGACGCGGUGGGGGAGCGCGCGGCGGCGGCGGCGGACGAGCAGAGCCUUCGCAGCGCGCUCGAGUGCAUGGACGAGAUCGAGGAGCAAAUCUCCGGGUUCCAGCUCGCCUUCUUCCUCGACUACGACGGCACCCUCACCCCCAUCGUCGAGAACCCGUCCGAGGCGAAGCUGUCCGAGGAGGCGCGGUCGGUGGUGCGCGCGCUCUCGUACCGUUUCCCGACCGCGAUCGUCUCGGGCCGCGCGCGGGCGACCGCGCAGGGCCUGAUGCAGCUAGACGGGCUCUACUACGCCGGCUCGCACGGCUUCGACAUCCUCGGCCCGGACGGCUCGAACUACAAGAUGGCGGAGUCCUUCCGGCCGUCGCUCGAGGAGGCCAAGGUGAAGCUGGAGGAGCAGCUCGCGCACAUCGCGGGCGCGCUCGUGGAGGACAACAACUUCUCCGUCUCGGCGCACUACCGCAUGGUGGCGGAGGAGGAGCGCGAGGCAGUCAACGAGGCGGUCGAGCGGAUCGUGGCGGAGAUGCCGAUGCUGCGGCGCACGUACGGCAAGAUGGUGUACGAGCUCCGGCCGUCGGCAGAGUGGGACAAGGGCAAGGCCGUCGAGUGGCUGAUCGAGAACUGGAUCAAGCGCUCUUGCGAGCUGCCCGUCUUCCCAAUCUACAUCGGCGAUGACGUGACCGACGAGGACGCCUUCCGGGUGAUGGGCGGCCUCGGCGGCUUCGGCAUCAUCGUGUCCGACUUCCCUCGCCUCAUCACCGACACCGCCGCGUCGUACGCGCUGCGCUCGCCGCUGGAGGUGCUGCACUUCCUCGACCACUUCGCCUUCUCGUCGCCGAGCGCGCCGCCGAGCGAGCGGAUCAGCGCGCUGGUGGCGGGCGGGUCGGCGGCCGAGAGCGAGAGCGAGGCGUCGCCGUUUGUGGAGAGGAGGACUCCGGCUGAGAGGUACUCGGAGAGGUAGAGAGGGCGGCGCAGUCCGCAGCGCAGAGAGAGCGUGCGCGUCUUGUUGUACGACAGUACCGUGGUCACAGAGGUCCGUUUGAGAUUGUGAGGAGUGAGCGUUUUGCUGUCCCGCCCGGCCUCCUGAGUCCUGUCUAUUUGUGUGCUCCCGUCCGUCUCCCGACUCCCGUAGAGAUUCGUGCUUUGCGAGUUGCGACGUUGUCACGCGUCGAAACGUGUAGAAACAAGGAUGGACAGCG